AUGUUCAACAACAGCUCCGUCCUUCCAUCGCUUCCCACCGCAUCACCUGACAUCUUCGACAGGCAGCUUCAAUGUGUCCUGACGAACCUGCUCAAGAGGACCGUAUCAUACGACCAAGCCCGCCAAGCCUGUUCCGUGUACAAGGACUUUACAAAGUUGGGACCUAUCACAGCUAUUGUAUUUUGGCUAGUCGGUAUUUUCAUAAUCAUAACUAAUGCUGCGGUGAUCUUGACAAUUAUCCGAACUCGGACACUCCGCAAACCGGUCUACUUUUAUAUGGCAAAUCUGGCCAUGUCAGAUCUUAUGUCUGGUAUUGGACAACUGUAUUAUGCUGGUGUAGAGUACAGUCUGUACAGUAGAUUGUAUAGUACAAAUGUCAUAUUUUAUAGCCAGGUUAUGUCUGCUACAGCUCUAGCUCUAUUCUCUCUGAAUUCCUAUGUUGCCGUUAAGCACCCUAUAUUCUUCCGCAUCCAUUCCGACACGGCUAACCGUGAUGCAGGUAUAGCCAUUGCCUCGUCUUGGCUGAUUCUGUCUUUGGUGGUUUUCACACCAAGUAUGGGAUGGAACUGUCUGGACAUGCCCUCACCAAACUGCUCUGGCUACUACAACGACUCAUUUGUUGGUCUGUCAAUCACUAUGGUCCUACUCCCAGCUAUUAUAAUGUUGUUUACAAAUACCAGCGUUUUCAUAGCUAUUAAAAACCGACAAAAGAACAGACCUGGACAACAAGUAGGGGCCGGGGUAAGGAACCAAAUUCAGGAUGACGCCGAAGCACACAACAGGACAGGGCAACACGACGAUAACCCCGUACAAACUGGGGCUGAAAGAAAGUUCCGAAAAAUUGUAGAAAAAUCUAGGACAGUCCUGAUUCAUGUAGUCGUGGCUUUUGUCUUUUGGCUCAUCUCUAUUCUGUUCAUCCCGAUAUGCCGCAAGAUGUGCCCUCCAUCAACUGGGCCUCGAGGAGUCUACGUACUUCUGCUGAUGACUUUGAACUCAGCGAUCAACCCGAUUACGAGCACUUUGCGCACACCGGAGUUGAGAGAUGGACUCUGGCAAAAUAUGGCAGCGAUCCAUCGGGUACUUGUCGCAGUGUUUAGGGCAAACCCUGAAGACCCACCAGACAGACAGCCUGCAUUACCUGUGAUAGUUGGCCGAGCUCUUUCGGUUGGAGCACAGACUGAACAUGAAGUCUACUCCCUCUGCAACACCACCCGGACCAACAAGACAGGUGUCAACGAUGAGCGGAUGUUCAAUGACACCGGAAUCUUCACCGAUGCGAGUAGUUUCGCCACAGACGUGGUGUUCUUCAACGGUACCCUUUGUUCCAACGACACGAAAACAGCAAACAGUUCUCUACCGACGCCACCUCCCGACAUUGACGAAGUGGCUCCGUGGGAAGACUUGCUGUUCAUCGGACUGUUGGCCAUUUCUGCCUUGGUGGGGACCGUCGGCAACGCUGCUGUCAUCCUGGCAUUCUGCCUCUACGAGAAGGUUCGCACCACUGCCAACACCUUCAUCAUGAACACCAGCUUCUGGGACCUGGUAACGUCUGCCGUCAUCAUUCCACUGACGAUGUCGUCCAUGGUCACCGGUCUGCCGAACUGUGGAGAAGCCUGCUGUGCCUUCAUAGGCUUUCUGAACCUCAAAAGUUUGCCCAAGUCAAACCUGUUGCUAAGGGCCCCGCACGAGCCUCUCGAUCACCGAAAGUCUUACCACCAUUGA
Molecule: messenger RNA, 1722 nt
Organism: Branchiostoma floridae (Florida lancelet)
Lineage: Eukaryota; Metazoa; Chordata; Leptocardii; Amphioxiformes; Branchiostomatidae
Product: rhodopsin, GQ-coupled-like
Exons: 5
Coding region: 1-1722 (573 amino acids)
Biological process (GO): G protein-coupled receptor signaling pathway
Cellular component (GO): membrane
Molecular function (GO): G protein-coupled receptor activity
Source: RefSeq, a predicted model, not a curated record